Messenger RNA from Propithecus coquereli (Coquerel's sifaka), 4794 nucleotides. RefSeq names its product folylpolyglutamate synthase (gene FPGS). The coding region runs from base 2546 to 4309 and encodes 587 amino acids. The record is from RefSeq and is a predicted model, not a curated record. Gene Ontology annotation, molecular function: ATP binding; tetrahydrofolylpolyglutamate synthase activity. Gene Ontology annotation, cellular component: cytoplasm; cytosol; mitochondrion. Gene Ontology annotation, biological process: tetrahydrofolylpolyglutamate biosynthetic process. NCBI's taxonomy places the organism in Eukaryota, Metazoa, Chordata, Mammalia, Primates, Indriidae. The transcript has 15 exons.
GUUCCUAUCUGGACCUGAGGUCUGUAAGCUCAAUGAGUCAGCUCGUCAGGACUGUCAAUUUGCCUCACCCCAGAGAAGGCCUAUGCCAGGCCAGAGGGCAAAAUUGAUUUGUUUGCUCAGGGCAAAGGGAAAGGAAAUCAUUUACGCUGAGGAGGGAGAUUGUCCCCUGGGAUCUCAAUCUAGGAGGACCGGCCUGGAGCUCCAAUGCCACCUCUUACAGAGGAAUCCACUGAGGCCACCACAGUCGAUCUAGGAAAAAUAUUUACCCUACAGAGGACAGAAGUGAGGGGUAAUAUCUGUGUUACACAAAGUGCUUUUAUAAUGGACAAAAAGGGGAUGAACAGACAUUAGAAGAAUGGGCCAAAGUGAGGGAGGCAGUCCACUGAAACAAACUCAUGCAAAAAUGUUCAAGUUCACUGCAGCCAGGGAAAUGAGAGAAACAAGGAGAUGGCCCUCUACGUCCUCGGGUCUGGGGUCAUUCUGGGAAAGGGUGCUCUCUUCACACACAGUUGGUGGGAUGCAAAGGUUACAACAGCACUGGGGGAAAGGGAUGCAAACAUGCCCGGACCCAACCCCACCACUUCGUGCAGUCAGACUCACAGAAAUACCACCCCGGACGCACACGCACAUCCACGGCAGCAAGACGCUGAAGUCAGAGUGAACGCCCUUCAGCAGGACAGUGUGGGAUCCUCCCAGGAAGGCCACACAACCAGUACAGACACUGAAUUAGCAGCAUCCCUGGGGAGGCAGGGAGGGAGGCACAGGGGCUAGGAAUAAGAACUCUGGGGCCAGAGUUCAAUAUCUUGCUUUUGCAACUUGAGCAUGUGCUUUGACUCCUUUGUGCCUCGGUUUCUUCUCUUGUGAAACAAGGAUGAUGAUAAUACUAGUACCUGUUCCAUAGGGUUGUGAUGAGGACUAAAUGAGCAACUGUGUCAAAAGUAUUUACAGCAGUCUAUGAAUCGAGGGAGGUGUUAGUUUGCUAAUUUUCUUAGAAGGAUCCCUAUAAGCUUAUUUUUGAGUAAGAAAGUUAAGAUGCAGAAACUAUUCCAUAGCUGUAGUUCUCAGAAAAAAAAAAAAGCCAAAAAAAAAAGCAGAAAAUAUUGUUACCUACAUCAACAAGACCCUGUGGGUGUCUAGAUGUGCAAUUUCAUGAGCAUAGAAAACUAUGGGACAUAUACGUGGCCUUCCACAAGGAUUAUCAAAGGAGGAAGUGUGUGUGUGUGUGUGUGUGUGUGUGUGUGUGUAUCGGGGGUAAGCAGAAGAAAAAUAUUUAAAGCUUUGUAUGAUUAUGUUUACACAGUAUUAAACUAUAUACAUGCACAUGGGUAGAGAAAGUUUCAAUUACCAAAAAAGAAGGAAACCAAAAGAGGAAAGAACCGUCUCUCCCACCAGGCCGGGGGCGGGGCCCAGCAGUGUGAAGAGCAGAAGUGCAGCCAAUAACAGAAUCUUCCCAAAACAUCACUUGCUUAUUCUGAAGUCAAAUAAUCCGUGAUAAAUAUUUACUGCCAAUGCAGGGAAGACGGAGGGAGGACAGCGGUACCGACUUCAGUCAUUUUCAGGAUUGCCUUUUAUCCGAGGGAUUUUCCCCAGUGGGCUGUUUGCGGCUGUCAGGGCCAAGAAGGUAAUAGAUGGAGAAAAGCUCCAAAAAUUCCAGAAAAAUGGGCGUUCUCCUCGCCCGUAGGUGGGAAAGAUUACUCUCCCAGCCCCCAGCUCCCACCCUGCUCAAUGGCCCUCAAAUCCAUUCUCCACACUGCAGCAGCCGCGGGAGUUUCCUAAGUGCAGAUCCGAUCAUGUAUCCCUCCUUGAAACCAUUCAUUGUCAUCCUAAUUUAAUCAAAUUCCUUAUGUGGCUACAAGGUCCUGCUGGAUCUGGCAUCCUGGCACUCCGGAGCAACUAGACCCAACCAGGUGGCCGUGCAGUUCCUUCGGGUGCCCUGUUCCCGGACACCUCUCCCCGCACCGCCACCUCGCUGACGCCCCCAUCCCGCAGGCCUCAGUCCCGGUGUCGCUUUUUCCAAGAAGCCUUCCCAGGCUCCUCGGCCUCGGUUAGGGGUCCCAGGAGUGUAGAUGCCUGGGCUUUGGCUGCAGACUUCUGAGAGCAGAGGCCAAACCCUCGCUGUUUGCAGUCUCCGCGUUGACUUGGAACUUUUCUGGGCCGGGAUGUGGUGACCUCCGCCAGGAGUCCGCCGGCUCAGUCAUUUGAUGCCGGCUCGGAGCUGGUUUGGCCUGAAGCGGAGGCCGAGGGCCGCUGGCUGGGACUGGCUAUUUCGGGUCAUGCGGACGGGUCCUCGGGAGGAUGGUGACGACAGGAGUGGGUGACCAAGGCAGAGGACGGCGCCAGGAGCGUGCCCCGCACAAACGUGGGCCCGCGGCCUGCCCCGCACAAGGAUGGCGCGCGCGGCGGGGGCGCGCAGGGGAGCAGGACGCCGUCCUGGGCGCAGCUGGUUGGCGGAGCGCGGGGGGCGCGUCGGGGCGGAGCGAGACGGGCGGGCUGGGGCGAGCCAGGACCCGCCCCGGCCGAGGGCGCUGCGAUCCGCCCCGGGACUAUGUCGCAGGCGGCGAGUCACCUGCGCGCGGCUCUGUCCCUGGCAGCGGUUUCUGCGCGCGGCGCAACGACCCGCGGCGCGGCGAGGCGGAGGUUGAGCGCGCGGCCGGUGCCGCAGGAGCCCAGCAUGGAGUAUCAGGAUGCGGUGCGCAUGCUCAACACCCUGCAGACCAAUGCUGGCUACCUGGAACAGGUGAAGCGCCAACGGGGCGACCCCCAGACACAGCUUGAAGCCAUGGAGCUGUACCUGGCACGGAGUGGGUUGCAGGUGGAGGACUUGGACCGGCUGAACAUCAUCCAUGUCACUGGGACCAAGGGGAAGGGCUCCACAUGUGCCUUCACUGAAUGUAUCCUCCGAAGCUAUGGCCUGAAGACGGGAUUCUUUAGCUCUCCCCACCUGGUGCAGGUGCGCGAACGGAUCCGCAUCAAUGGGCAGCCCAUCAGCCCCGAGCUCUUCACCAAACACUUCUGGCGCCUCUACCACCGUCUGGAGGAGACCAAGGACAGCAGCCGUGUCUCCAUGCCCCCCUACUUCCGCUUCCUCACGCUCAUGGCCUUCCACGUCUUCCUCCAAGAGAAGGUGGACCUGGCGGUGGUGGAAGUGGGCAUCGGCGGGGCUUAUGACUGCACCAAUAUCAUCAGGAAGCCUGUGGUGUGUGGAGUCUCCUCUCUUGGCAUCGACCACACCAGCCUUCUGGGGGACACAUUGGAGAAGAUUGCAUGGCAGAAAGGGGGCAUCUUUAAGCAAGGUGUCCCUGCCUUUACUGUGCUCCAGCCGGAAGGUCCCCUGGCAGUGCUGCGGGAUCGAGCGCAGCAGAUCUCAUGUCCUCUCUACUUGUGCCCACCACUGGAAGCCCUGGAGGAAGGGGGGCCGCCGCUGACGCUGGGCUUGGAGGGAGAGCACCAGCGGUCCAAUGCUGCUUUGGCCUUGCAGCUGGCCCACUGCUGGCUGCGGCAGCAGGACCACCAGGGCACUGGGGAGCUGAAGGCACCCAGGCCGAGCCUCCUGUGUCAGCUACCCCUGGCACCGACAUUCCAGCCCACAUCCCACAUGCGGCUUGGGCUUCGGAACACGGAAUGGCCGGGCCGGACGCAGAUGCUGCGGCGCGGGCCCCUCACCUGGUACCUGGACGGCGCGCACACGUCCAGCAGCGUGCAGGCCUGCGUGCGCUGGUUCCGCCAGGCGCUGCAGGGCCGCCAGAGGCUGAACGCGGGGCCUGAGGUGCGUGUCUUGCUCUUCAACUCCACUGGCGACCGGGACUCCGCCGCCCUGCUGAAGCUGCUGCAGCCCUGCCAGUUUGACUAUGCUGUCUUCUGCCCCAACCUGACAGAGGUGUCAUCCACAGGCAGUGCAGACCAGCAGAACUUCACAGUGACACUGGACCAGGUGCUGCUCCGCUGCCUCGAACACCAACAGCACUGGAACCGCCUGGAUGAGGAGCAGGCCAGCCCAGACCUCUGGGGCACCCCCAGCCUGGAGCCUGGUGGGCCGGCGUCUCUGCUGCUGGUGCCUCGCCCACCCCACAGCUGCAGCGCCAGCUCCCUCGUCUUCAGCUGCAUCUCCCACGCCUUGCAGUGGAUCAGUCAGGGCCGGGACCCUGUCUUUCAGCCACCCCGUCCCCCAAGGGGCCUCUUUGCCCACCCCGUGGCAGCGAGCGGGGCCAGCAUACUCCAAGAGGCUGUUGCCAUCCACGUGCUGGUCACGGGCAGCCUGCACCUGGUGGGUGGUGUCUUGAAGCUGCUGGAACCCUCCUUGUCCCAGUAGCCAAGGACGAGGGGUUGGAUUGGGAGCCUCCACUGCGUUCUCUCCUGCCCUGCGUUCUCUCCAUGAACUCACGUCCUAGGUGCCUUUUGUUUUCUGAUUCUGUCUAGAGUGGCCCAGGGCCCCAGGCUCUGGAUGGCAGAAUAGAGGGCCGGCGGGUGGGAGGCUAGGAGAGGAUGUCCUCUGUCUUUGAGGCUCUGUGCCUUGGCUUCUCCUUCCUCCUGGCCGAGACAGCGGGGGACUUCCCAAGUCUCUCACUGCCAGAGGAGGCCUGGCCGCCCUGCUGCCUCCCCUCCCGCCCUGCCGCCUCCUGGCUCGGGCCCAGCUUAUUGUGUGAGCUGCCUGGCCAGGCCUAGGGCCCUGCCGGGUGCCGGGCAAUAGAUUCCUCCUCCCAGUGCCUUCCGGGAAAGGUGACGGCCCCUGCUUGGGGCACUCUAGGGACAGAGGGUGGCUGGAAUGGAUUAAAGCUUUAAACUUUUUUAAAAAAA